AUGGCGCGUCGUGAUCGCUCUCAUUCUACUUCUUCAUCUGAUUCUAUUGGUACUUCUAUGGAUUCUUCUGGAUUGGAUGUAAGUACUCCCCCAAGUACACCACCGCCCCGGAUAUCCGAGAAACGUGGAAGAGACGCGUUAAACGCGUCUAACACAUGUGAUAAGGGCAGGUCCAGGUCCAAAAAGGCCAGGAUACAUAGCCCUGUUAGAGCCGAAAAGAAGGCUGAAAAGACAAAAAGAUCACGUCACAAAGAACUCACACCGCGGGACCAGUGCAUACACGUUGCACGUUGGAUCCCACGCGGUCUGGAUAUGUUCUGCGACCUUAAGCAGGUCAUCCAGGUGUGCUUGCUUCUAGAGCAAGACGAAGCGAUCGACGACGGAGAUCCGACAGAUGCACAGGCCAAGAUUGCCCGUACAAACAUCCUCAAUAACAUUGAUGAUCACACACGUGCACACUACAAGCGGACGUUCGAAUACGUCACAGAUCACGCUCCUUAUCUCGGAAAUUUGAUCGGCAAGAAGAAAAAACGCGACGAACUCGCAUAUAUCAUCAGUGAGAUGCAGCAUAUGAUCAAUCACACCCAGUCAGAAGAUGCCAGUCGCCUCAAGAGCCGCAUGGGCACAUAUGCUGCUCCAGUCCCAGACAAGGCCCUCGUCAACCCUCCAAUUGGUGACGACAGCAAGUCUCGCUCCAAGAUGGGGUUCAAUCACCCGCAGCUUGGCCCAAUGCUCUGCCCUGCUAAAUUCUUGAUCGAAUAUAACAAGGAUUUGACCGAGGCGAGGAAGAGAAUCCAAGCCGGGUCACUGAAGGUGACCGCAGCCUUGUGGCCUGCUUAUCUGUAUCCGGGGGAUAGUCCAGGUAAGGACUUUGACCCUGACGAUAUCAUCGAGGGACUUUUCAGGGGGUAUCUUUUGUCACGCGUUGCCAAACACAUCUUUAUGUCUCCUUCAUCUGCGCUCUCAGCUGGUGUUUCCAAUGGAACACGCCCCUGCAAUGCAAAGAUCCACGGCAUGUCGACAGUUGAAGCCGAGCACAUUGCAUAUGCGGCUGUCCAGGCACACUUUGGCAUUAGCUCCCUCGACAAAUGGAAGGACAAGGAUGGCCUUUUUCAUUACAGUGACUUUUAUUACAGGAUCACGUGCCUCAUUCGUGAGAGGAGAGAUGGGGAGUGGGUCGACUCCCUGCUUGCGUAUUUUAACGAGAAAUUAUUCGGCAAUGAAAACGGUGUCAAGCCUACUUAUUCUGGAGGGGCUGAGUGCUCGGAUGAUGAUGACAUGGUGGCAAUGGAACGGCAGCUUGCUGCGCACGCCGCACGGGCAUCCCAGUCCUCCACACUCAAUCGAGAACAAGAACCACGUCAAUCGCCAUUACCUCCCUCAUCUCCUCAAGCAUCCAUCGAAGACAUUCCUGCGAACGACUUAGUGGAACCUACACACUCCCUUACCCCUGCUCCACCUGCACGCUCACCUACCCCUGCUCCACCGGCACCCAUCACCUCAUCCAUUGACAAUUUGUUUGAUGAUGAUCCUUUGACAGAAGAAGAGCAAGACGUCCCUCAGCCGGCCAAACGCACACAAAAAGGCCGCGCUACAAAUCCCAGGAACACCCCAACUAAGCGCAAAUUCAAGAAAUGA
Messenger RNA from Suillus bovinus, 1638 nucleotides. RefSeq lists its product as uncharacterized. The record is from RefSeq and is a predicted model, not a curated record. The coding region runs from base 1 to 1638 and encodes 545 amino acids. NCBI's taxonomy places the organism in Eukaryota, Fungi, Basidiomycota, Agaricomycetes, Boletales, Suillaceae. The transcript has 9 exons.